AAAAUUUUGAGUGACGGUCCAAUCUUGACAUUGACUUUUAAAUGUAACAUAAAAUUUAACAUUGAAACGAUGAGGAGGCAUUAUUAUGAUAGUACGGUUUUUACUGAUUAAUGUGUCUGUUCUCAUCUUAGCUGUAACGAUGGUGUCUUCCUUGAAAUGUUACCAUUGUCAUCACGUUGGAGAGGAGGUGGGAUGUCCAAGUAAAGAAGUCAAGGAAUGCACCCCGGGCAACGAUUCAAAUAUUCUAAAUGAGAGUCCCAUGUGUAGAACGUUAACACAAUAUUUGUACUUUUUGAGCGGAGAUAAAGUAGUGAACGUACAUGAGUGCACAUAUUACCACGGCGACGCAGUCGUUUGCCUGAAAGCGAAAUACUCGGGCAGUGAUGCUAAAGACUGUUAUUGUGAUACAGAUGUAUGUAAUACUAGUCCAAAAACGGCAUUCAGCGUUUUGUGGAUAAUUGUCGCGUUAAUUAUUAAGUUGUUAUAAGUUUUGUAAUUAAAAUUUAUUGUACCAAAA
Messenger RNA from Aethina tumida (small hive beetle), 517 nucleotides. RefSeq lists its product as uncharacterized. The coding region runs from base 86 to 487 and encodes 133 amino acids. Lineage: Eukaryota; Metazoa; Arthropoda; Insecta; Coleoptera; Nitidulidae. The record is from RefSeq and is a predicted model, not a curated record. The transcript is spliced from 3 exons.